Messenger RNA from Fragaria vesca subsp. vesca, 719 nucleotides. RefSeq lists its product as uncharacterized. Gene Ontology annotation, biological process: microtubule-based process. The record is from RefSeq and is a predicted model, not a curated record. The transcript is spliced from 2 exons. Bases 61 to 621 code for a protein of 186 amino acids. Gene Ontology annotation, cellular component: dynein complex. NCBI's taxonomy places the organism in Eukaryota, Viridiplantae, Streptophyta, Magnoliopsida, Rosales, Rosaceae. Gene Ontology annotation, molecular function: dynein light intermediate chain binding; dynein intermediate chain binding.
CAAACUGGUUUCACAUUUUGGUUAGGAGUUAGGUCAUUUCCAUCCUUCAUAAUAUUGAUAAUGGAAAAAUCCGAUCAGAAACAGAAGCAGCACCAUGAGCAACAUAUAUUGUUACCUCAACAACAACAGCAACAACAACAACAACAAAAACAAGACUACUCUGAUCAUGGCUGUCGCGACCGAGCUCCGGGUAAGACUCAGCACCGACGCAAGGUACAAGCUCCGGUUAUUAGAGAAGUAGACGAGGAGGUAAAGUUAGCUGCCACCGCGAUCAGCCUCAACGUACGGUUGAGAUCAUCGUCCAACAUGCCGCACCACAUGCAAGAACGCGCUCUCCGCCGCACGAGAUCACUCAUUGACUCAGCCGCCGCCGCAGCCAAAGCACUGUCCUCCAAACCACGGCCAAACCCAACUCAUAUAGCUCGAGCUCUCAAAAAGGAGUUUGACUCGUUGUACGGACCGGCGUGGCACUGCGUGGUGGGGAAGAGUUUCGGGUCGUUCGUGACUCACUCGCCGGGGGGAUUCCUCUACUUUUCCAUCGACGAAUCGCUGUCGGUGCUGCUCUUCAAGACGGAGGUUCAGGUGGUCACCGAACAACAACCACAGAAACCGGCGAAUUAAGCAGCGUGUAGCUUUGGUUGGAAAUUUUGUGAUUUCUGAGAAUGACACUUGUCCUACAUGACACGCGUUAGUUGUUGUUCUUGACUAGCCAUGGAUGU